Molecule: messenger RNA, 171 nt
Organism: Sphaeroforma arctica JP610
Lineage: Eukaryota; Ichthyosporea; Ichthyophonida
Exons: 1
Source: RefSeq, a predicted model, not a curated record
CAGAUAAAGCGAGUACGGGUACUGGUACACUCGAACGCACACACAGUGCUGUGUCCCUGGACAGUGUGUCUGGUGACAAGACCACGCGUAAGGGCUCUUCGGGUGUCUUCCUGCGGAGCACCAAGAUGUUUGUGCCACACCCGGCGUCUGCCAGUAUGAAGAAGCUGCACA